Molecule: messenger RNA, 471 nt
Organism: Momordica charantia (bitter melon)
Lineage: Eukaryota; Viridiplantae; Streptophyta; Magnoliopsida; Cucurbitales; Cucurbitaceae
Product: vascular-related unknown protein 4
Biological process (GO): xylem development
Source: RefSeq, a predicted model, not a curated record
AACUCCCCACAGACGCAAUUUUUGAAACUUUAUAUAAACUUUCUCCUUUCUUCAAUUUCCUUAUCUUCUUCUUCCCUCUCAAUUUUUCUCCUCUCUCUUCUUAUGGCCAAAUCAAACUCCACCAACAAUUCCCAAAUAAGCUGCAGCCGAGGCCGCGACCGCAGCGCCGAUGGCGAUCGGUCCCCGGAGGAGAGUGGCUGGACCAUCUACUUUGAAGACUUCCUCAACUCUUCCGACCAUCAACAACUCAGCUCCUUCUCUUCUGAUGGUGUUGCUCCUGAUGAUCAACCCCACGUCGCACCUGACGCUGCUUCCUCCGUGGUCGGUGACAACGACGUGGCCGUGCCUGGGUUGAGCUGCAAAGUUAUGAAUGGUUUCAAGAAGAGGAGGAUGAUGAUCAAAGAGGUGUUUGUUGAAGAUGAGUCCUUGGAGGAUACUGCUAGCUCCCCUGUCAAUAGCCCCAAGGUGUGA